CUGCCAUAACCGUUAUCAGUUCUUAUGUACCGCAGUCACAUUUGAAGCAACGCAGAGGUCGUCUAAUCCUAUCCAGUCAUUUUCGAACGCAAGGUGCAAAAGCAUCGUUUCUUUCCCCUGAACCAGACUCGGUUCUCGGCAAAUCGGUUUCGGUUUAGAAUCAGCUAUGGGUCAACACGUUUCCAGAACGGAUUUCGAGUGGGUCUACACGGACCAACCGCACACGAGCCGUCGCGACGCCAUGCUGCGGAAGUAUCCGCAGAUCAAGAAGCUUUUCGGACCAGACCCCAAGUUCAAGUACAUCGUGUCCGCUAUGGUGCUCACGCAGAUCUUGAUGCUGUACGUGAUGCAGGAUCAAUCGUGGAAGAUGAUCGUCUUGGUGGCGUACUGCUUUGGAGGAGUCAUCAACCACUCGCUGAUGCUGGCGAACCAUGAGAUAUCGCACAACAUGGCCUUUGGGUAUGGAAGGCCCCUGGCGAACCGACUGUUCGGUAUGUGGUGUAACCUACCGAUUGGAGUGCCGAUGUCGGUUUCAUUCAAAAAGUAUCACACCUUGCACCAUCGAUAUCUGGCCGACGAAAGGCUUGAUCCGGACGUGCCGAGCAUCCUGGAGGCCAAGCUGUUCUGCAACACUUUCGGAAAGUUCGUUUGGGUCAUUCUGCAGCCACUGUUCUACGCCAUAAGGCCACUCUUUGUGAAUCCUCUACCAGUCGAAAAGCUCGAAAUGCUCAAUACGGCAAUACAACUGGCGUUCGAUGGUCUUGUGGUGCUAAUCUUUGGAUGGAGAAUGUUGGCUUAUCUUCUUAUCGGUUCGUUCCUGGCCAUGGGCAUCCACCCGGUUGCAGGCCACUUCAUUGCCGAGCACUACAUGUACGCCAAAGGGUUCGAAACGUACUCCUACUACGGAGCCCUGAACUGGAUCACGUUCAACGUGGGGUACCACAACGAGCACCAUGACUUCCCAGCCAUCCCUGGCAGCAGGUUGCCAGAGUUGAAAAAAAUUGCACCGGAGUUCUACGAAACCAUGCCGCAGCACACGUCCUGGGUGCGGGUUAUGUACGACUUCGUGACGGAUCCGGCCAUUGGGCCUUACGCACGCAUCAAGCGGAGGGCGUUGGAGCGAGCGGGAUAAUUCCCACCGGGUAUCGAGUGAGUCAUUUCGGUAUUUUAAUUUGUUAGCCGCGAUGAUUGGGGAAGAUUUAUAAUUGAUAAGGUCGCGUCAUCGCCGGGGAGCGAUACGGCAAGAAUGGUUAUGAUUGAUAGGAGAUAACAGGCUUCCUGGAUGCACAAUGUAUAUUUAUAUUAUGUGGAAGCUAUCACUUGCUUCGGAAAAGGCUGGCCCGCUAGAUUUGGGGCUACGUGACCGUUGACAUUUUUUAAGGCUGUAAGAGAAAAUAAAUCUAUACUUGUAUGUAGAUCUGAAGAACAA
Aedes albopictus (Asian tiger mosquito) is the source of this 1429-nucleotide messenger RNA. RefSeq names its product sphingolipid delta(4)-desaturase DES1-like. The transcript has a single exon. The record is from RefSeq and is a predicted model, not a curated record. The coding region runs from base 167 to 1132 and encodes 321 amino acids. Gene Ontology annotation, cellular component: membrane. Gene Ontology annotation, molecular function: sphingolipid delta-4 desaturase activity. Gene Ontology annotation, biological process: ceramide biosynthetic process. Lineage: Eukaryota; Metazoa; Arthropoda; Insecta; Diptera; Culicidae.